Messenger RNA from Amyelois transitella, 5005 nucleotides. It is a transcript of the gene l(2)gd1, whose product is annotated as coiled-coil and C2 domain-containing protein 1-like. NCBI's taxonomy places the organism in Eukaryota, Metazoa, Arthropoda, Insecta, Lepidoptera, Pyralidae. The transcript is spliced from 14 exons. Gene Ontology annotation, molecular function: DNA-binding transcription repressor activity, RNA polymerase II-specific; RNA polymerase II cis-regulatory region sequence-specific DNA binding. The record is from RefSeq and is a predicted model, not a curated record. Gene Ontology annotation, cellular component: nucleus. Gene Ontology annotation, biological process: regulation of transcription by RNA polymerase II. The coding region runs from base 268 to 2682 and encodes 804 amino acids.
AUACAAAACCAGCAAUUGUUCUGAUUUAGCAUUUAUCAAGUAUUAUUUAGUGCGAAUUUUGCUCACAAAAAAGAAAGGAAUCGAAGUUUUUAGGGUUAAUUAAAAUAAAAGGAACAAGAAGUUUAUGCUCGCGCACAAGAAAAGAAAUACCAAAGAAAAAUAAACAGUAAAAUACUGCUACAAAUGCAAGUUAUUUUACUUGAAUAAUCAUAUUGUGUUGUACAAUCAACUUUAACUAUAAAUCGUGACGUUAAAUAACUGUCUAAAAUGUCUAGAAAACCUAGUUCCGGGAAGAAAACCAAUUUGUCGCAAUUUGGCCUCCUAGACAUCCCAAGUCUAGACGAUGCAGACAAGCCAAUGGAUCUAUCUGACGAUGACAUAGACCUUGAAGCUGAGUUGGCAGCCAUCAGUGGUGGGGGCCCCAAGAGGUCUCGGCCCAGGAAACCGGCGCCCAUGCCAGCUUCAAGUCUUGAUGCCAUGAUCGCUGCUAGUCUGAAGGAUGUGCCAUCUGAUGAUGAUGUUGGUUCAGGUGAUGAGAACGACCCAGACCUGCUAAACGAGUUACAAGAACUAGCGAUUGAAGACGACGAGGCGCCCGCGCCCCCUCCCCGCGUCCCCCGCGCCGCCCCUCCUCCUCCCGUCAGUGGACAAAGCAGUACCAUAAGCCUGCUGCAAGACAGGAUAUCAAAUUAUUCUCUUGCUGAGAAAUCUGCAAAGGCUAAUGGGGAAAGCAGCAGGGCCAGAAGAUUCGGUCGCGGCCUCAAAACCCUCAACGAACUACUGAAGCAAGCGAAGGCCGGCCGGCCUAUCAACGACGAGGAUAUCCCACCACCAGUCAGUCUGGGGAAACCCACAGACGGGGCGCAGCCACCACAACCUCCGCCCAGAGUCGCGGAGCCACCAGCACCGAUACCCGAACCACCAGCCAGAGAAUUACCUCCCACCCCCGAAGUACCUUCGGCACCAGAGGAACCAACGGCCCCGGAAGAACCGCCAUGUUUGCCGGAACCCAAGAAUCCACCGCCCCCUCCCCCAGUGGAAGAAUUAUCCCCAGAAAGACAACAAGGGCUGCUGAUUAUUUUAAAGCGUAAAGAAGAAUUUAAAGCGGCUGCUCUAGCCAGCAAGCAUGCCGGUGACAAGACCCUAGCAUUAGAGUACUUGAAGGUGGUGAAGCAGUUCGAUCUGGUGGUAGACGCUUACAAGGCUGGCCAGGAGAUGGAUCUGAGCGAGCUGCCCACCCCGGAACACAUCGCAGCUGCAGCCACCCAGGGCAGGCAGGAGGAACAUACGCAGAAUUCUAAUGACGCCGAGACUCCAGCGGCCGAGAGCGGCGGAGGGGGCCUCAUCACAGCCGCCACUUUGGACGAAGCACUCAGGCAAAGGCUUGCUGCUUUUCAGCAACAGGAAGCGAAAGCCAAAGAAGAGGGCAACUCGUCCAAAGCUCGGCGCAUGGGCCGAAUCGUCAAACAGUACCAAGAGGCGGUCGCUGCGCACGCGCGCGGGAAGCACGUCAACACGGAGGAUCUGCCUACCCCGGCGGGGCACGGGCCGCUGCCUAACGAGGGGGCCCCGCAAUCGGCCGCUUCCCCCACCCCCUUGUCUCCCCCCCGUCCCCCCGUGCCCAUCCCCACCCCCGCGGUAUCGUCCACGUCGCGGUACGAGAAGCAGAUCGCAUUGCUGACAUUAAGGCAGAAGCAGUUCAAAGAAGCCGCGCUUGAUGCUAAGAAAGCGGGUGACAUAGAACAAGCUAAAGAAUACUUGCGUGCUGCGAAAGGAUUCGACUCUGUCAUAGAAGCAGCUAAAGGAGGUCUAAUUGUGGACCUCAAGUCUCUCCCGCUGCCGCCCAGGACUAAGGAGAAUAUAGAACAUACGUUCGACGUGAUAUCAGCUGAAGACUGCGGCCCGUCAGACGACUCGCCGACCAUAGACCUAGAGGGCGAUGACGUCAUACUGAGGAUCCAGCAACAGCUGACGAAACAGCUCAAGUUGUGUUUAGACAACAGGGAUCAUAACAAGAAAAUGGGAAAUGUGGCGGAGGCGAACAGAUUUGAGCAUUUGGCGGUAGCUGUGAAGCAAGACUUGGAUGUCGUUUUAGUUGCUAAGAGAUUAGGACAAGACCCGCCCAAGUUCCACUAUGAAUCUCGGCAGUUCGCCGUAGUGCAAUGCAAUACGGACCUUAACGAGAACGAUUUAGAGCUCACAAUCGUCAGGGGUAUCGCUUACAACGUGCCCAACCCUAAGGAGGUCGACACAUACGUCAAAUUUGAAUUCCCUUAUCCUCAGGAGACGCCAGUAUCCGACCGAACAGUGCUCAUAAAGGACACAAACAGUCCGGAAUACAAUGCUGUGUUCCCGCUGGUCAUCAACCGAGCCGCAAGACCUUGUCUCAGGGUGUUUAAAAGGCAUGGCAUCAAACUGGAGGUUUAUGCUAGAGGUUGUUCAUCGUGUUGUGACGUGGUGUUCUGUUGCAGCGGCUGGUUCCGCAGCGACCGGCUGCUGGGCUCUGUGCUCGUCAAGUUGGCGCCAUUGGAGACAGCGGUCACAAUACACGAUUCAUUCCCGCUCAUGGACGGCCGGCGGCCCGCGGGCGGUUCCCUAGAAGUGAAGCUGCGCGUGCGCACGCCGUUAUUACAGCAACAGAUUGAGAACACCAAGCAUCGGUGGCUGGUCAUAGACAACUGAAUAUAGCCAUAGAUUUUGGUAUCUGUAAAUAAUUUUGACUCUAUCUGAUAUGUGGCUGUAAUUCACUGACCUCUAAAAUGUACUCUGGACUUCGUUUUAACGAUGUAAAUAUGACCCCUUAUUGAUUUACAUAGAACUACUUUGGGAAUGUUAUUUCUACUUCUUCCAUUGAAAGCGAAGUUUAGAAAAGCUUCCCAACUUGAGACUCUUCUUUUGAGAAAUGGGCUUUAUGACUAAUAUCUGUUGGCUACGUCUACCCCGUAACCGAUAAAGUUAUGAUGAAUAUCAACGGCGGCUAUUUGUAUAAAUUGGCAUUUUUAGUACCGAGUACACUCGGUACUGAAAAUUGAAUUGAAUUGGGCUUGAAAUGGGAGUGAAAACCAAGCUGUCAUUUUGACAGAACAUUUGGUCCAGCGUACUUAUAUUAUUCAUGUCAGUGUUGUAAUUUUAUUUAGUAUGCAAUUUUGUACGCAUAAUGUACAUAAAAACAUGUAUAAAUCUCACUUGUUUACUUGUUUUGUCACAAAUAUGUUUAUCCAAGAACGGUACUUGAGAUUCUUUGUGACGAUUGGAUUUCAACAUGAGUGGUCACUGCGAGUUGUAGCUGGAGCGAUGAUUCGGUUCGACCGUCACCAAAGGGAACAUCUACCGCCAGGCUAGGUGUGAUGCCUGGGGAACCGCGCGACAGACGAUGUUGAGUCGGAGGUUGUAUUUAUGCGCCAAUCCGUGAAAUCUUUGCUUGCGCGAUUUAGAUUCUUCGUUGCUAUUGGCUGAGCGCGUCAUUGUCUUCGCUCUGAUUGACAGUUUGUGUGUUACAUUAGUGGUGUCGCCACACGAGUAUUACUCGAUCAAACGCGUGGAGUAAGUAAACACAAAUUUGUAUCGAAUUUCAUUAGUGACAUCGCGUCACCACUAGAUGGCGCUGAUCAAAUCACAUACAAAUUUAAAAGCUGAUUAAAUCGCGUUUACUUGCUGGGCUCGUCUGAUCGAGUUAAACUCGCAGUGACGCCUCUGUAAUUAUAUCUGAAUCUCAACUACAUCAUGCCGUUUACUUAACUUUGACUGGUCCUGUUUACCCCGUAAGGCGUAAAGACGUGAUAUUGUUUACUGUUUUAUAUGUAUUCCAAGAAUGCAUUUUUAUAACGUGUAAAUUGUGAUUGACAUUUGUAUUAAUGUAUUUAAAAAAAAUAAAAAGUUUCAGUUAACCAGCUUAAGAUAUGGACUGUACAUAUUAUAAAAGAAGUCAAUUUCCUCUUGACCUUAUCAAGCCGAUAAAGCUAUUACUACAUAAUUAAAAAUAUAUGGAAGAUAUUACAAUAGAUGAACCGAAAACCUAGUAGAAAAUCUUUCUUUAUUAGAUUAAAAAAUUUUAAUGUAAACAAAGAAAGAAAAAUUGUUUAUACAGGCUGACUUUUAAUUCAACUGCAUAAAUUUAACUGUUAAGUGUACUCAUCUAAAGGAUAUUUAAAAACGUUAAAAGAAAAAUAUCAGUUCAUAUUUCAGAAAGUACGAAAAAAAUAAAAGUAUCAAAAUCCACGAUCCUAAAUACGUCAUAUCACCCCGGCCGGCGGAAAAGCGACGCGUAAGAUUCAGAGGUCAACGAGAGCGAUCUGUCGAGAUCGCUCAGCUGAACAAAUUGUGUCGUUACUCUGUACUUUACUUGAUCUUGAAACUAGAAAAAUAAUUUAUUUUUCAGACAUUUAUUUACAUGUUAAGUUUUAAUUUCUUUUUGUAGUAUUGGUCUGUAUUAACGCGUGUGACGUAGUUUUUGAGGGUUUUUUAAAUGUGAAAAUGAUGACGUUUAAUUUAAAUAAAAAUGGGCUCAAACGGCUCAGAAGCAUGGGUAUAGUCUAUGUUUAAAAGGAUGCAGUUGUUUUAAAUGUCAGCCUGUAUAGCACAAAAUACAAAAAAAUCCAAUAAUGUACCAAAAAGUCUCAGCAAAUGUCACAGUGUGAGCCGCGACACUGGUCUUCAACGGAUGCUUUUGAAAAUAAAACCAUUAACAUGGUACAUGUGGAAGGAUGCGGUCUCUGCCUACCCCUCCGGGAAAGAGGCGUGAUUUAUGUAUGUAUGUAACAUGGUACAUACCAAGUCUACCCCGCAAGGGAUAUAGACGUGACUUUAUGUAUGUAACAUGGUACACACUUUUCUAUUUCACUGAAAUGUUUGUAAAGUAAUUUUAAACGAUAUAAUAGCAUUAUACAGUUAAGGUUAUAUUUAAUCAAUGUAAUUUUUACGCGCGAAACGCUUCAAAGUGCCUCGUUCAAGGUGUAAAUAUAUGGGUUGUUAUCAAUUUGAAUAAAUAAAUGAGUAUAAGAAUACA